Messenger RNA from Trichechus manatus latirostris (Florida manatee), 744 nucleotides. RefSeq names its product dynein axonemal light chain 4 (gene DNAL4). The record is from RefSeq and is a predicted model, not a curated record. The coding region runs from base 281 to 598 and encodes 105 amino acids. Gene Ontology annotation, cellular component: dynein complex. Gene Ontology annotation, biological process: microtubule-based process. The transcript is spliced from 4 exons. Lineage: Eukaryota; Metazoa; Chordata; Mammalia; Sirenia; Trichechidae.
UAAGAAGUGACUUUUCCGUCAAUGUCCGGUAAGAGGGCAGGACUUCCUUUCUGGUUGCUAAGACACUCUUGUUUCGCUCCUUGACAACCCUGGUGGGGGUGCGCUGGCUGCGUCCCCGGCUCCGGCCCCCGCGGGAGCAGCACCCCUUGGGGAAAGACACUUUCUGCUCCCACCAAGUUGGCAGGCCUGCUUCCUGAAUCUCCCGGCUGUGUCUUAAUCACCAGUCUCAGCACCUCCUGAAAGCCCCACUCUCUCCUCCAGUGGCCACAGUGGAAGGACCAUGGGAGAAACUGAAGGGAAGAAAGAUGAUGCUGAUUAUAAGCGCCUGCAGACCUUCCCUCUGGUCAGGCACUCGGACAUGCCAGAGGAGAUGCGAGUGGAGACCAUGGAGCUAUGUGUCACAGCCUGUGAGAAAUUCUCCAACAACAAUGAGAGUGCCGCCAAGAUGAUCAAAGAGACAAUGGACAAGAAGUUUGGCUCCUCGUGGCACGUGGUGAUUGGCGAGGGCUUUGGGUUUGAGAUCACACAUGAGGUGAAGAACCUGCUGUACCUGUACUUCGGAGGGACCCUGGCAGUGUGUGUCUGGAAGUGCUCCUGACACUCUGUACCCCACCCCAGCCCCCCGUUCCCUGCAGGGGCUUCUUCUGCCACUCUUCAGGGAUGGGGAGCAGCCACAGGCAGGCCUGGGUUCUGUGAAGGAGAGUGGGGUCUUUCUUUUCGUCCUGUGUACCAGUUUCCUGAGCC